Messenger RNA from Cucurbita moschata (crookneck pumpkin), 1949 nucleotides. RefSeq names its product L-ascorbate oxidase homolog. NCBI's taxonomy places the organism in Eukaryota, Viridiplantae, Streptophyta, Magnoliopsida, Cucurbitales, Cucurbitaceae. The coding region runs from base 61 to 1686 and encodes 541 amino acids. The transcript has 8 exons. The record is from RefSeq and is a predicted model, not a curated record. Gene Ontology annotation, molecular function: oxidoreductase activity; copper ion binding.
UCGUCUUCGUCUUCUUCUUCUUCUUCUUCUUCUUCUUCUUCUUCUUCCCACUAAUCCAAAAUGCUGCUUCUAACUUCACCGGCCUUCGCCCUCUCUGCAUUCCUCUGCUUCUUCGCCGCCGUCUCUGCAGACGAUCCUUACCGUUUCUUCACCUGGAAUGUCUCCUACGGCGACAUUUACCCUCUCGGCCUCCGCCAGCAGGGCAUACUGAUCAAUGGUCAGUUCCCCGGCCCUGAUAUCCACUGCGUCACUAACGACAACCUUAUUAUCAAUGUCUUCAACAGCUUAGAUGAACCCUUCCUCAUUUCCUGGAACGGAGUUCAACAGAGAAAGAACUCAUACGAAGACGGUGUUUAUGGAACAACCUGCCCCAUCCCUCCCGGAAAGAACUUCACCUACAUUCUCCAAGUCAAGGAUCAGAUUGGAAGCUUUUACUAUUUCCCCUCUCUCGCCUUCCACAAGGCCGCCGGUGGUUUCGGCGCCAUCAGAAUCCUCAGCCGCCCCCUCAUCCCCGUCCCCUUCCCUGAUCCCGCCGGUGACUACUCCCUUCUCAUCGGAGACUGGUACAGCUCCAAUCACACGACCUUGAAGGCUUGUUUGGAUCUUGGUAAAAAGCUUCCAUUUCCUGAUGGAAUCCUCAUCAAUGGCCGUGCCAAUUACACCUCCUUCAGCGUUGAACAAGGAAAAACUUACAGGUUGAGAAUUUCAAAUGUGGGGCUGCAGCAUUCCCUCAACUUCCGAAUUCAAGGACAUCAAAUGAAGCUUGUAGAAGUGGAGGGAACACAUACCCUUCAAACCACGUACUCCUCGCUCGACAUUCAUGUCGGUCAGUCUUACUCCGUGCUCGUCACAGCCGACCAGCCAGCUCAAGACUACUACAUUGUCGUCUCUUCUCGCUUCACCAACCCAGUGCUCACCACCACCGGCACUCUUCGUUACAGUAACUCUACUGGCCCUGUCAAAGGCCCUCUUCCUGGAGCUCCAACCACAGAAGUCGGCUGGUCUCUCAACCAAGCUCGCUCUAUUAGGACCAACCUUACAGCCAGUGGACCAAGGCCAAACCCACAAGGAUCAUAUCACUAUGGUCUGGUAAACACAAGCAGAACCAUCAUACUUGAAAGUUCUGCUGGCCUAAUCAACAGCAAACAAAGAUAUGCGGUUAACAGAGUCUCCUUCAUCCCGGCUGACACUCCCCUGAAACUUGCCGACUUCUUCAAAAUAGGAGGGGUUUUUCGCGUCGGAAGUAUCUCCGAUCGCCCUACCGGUGGAGGAAUGUACCUCGACACAUCAGUGAUGGGUGCAGACUACAGAGCGUUUGUUGAAAUUGUGUUCCAAAACAAUGAGAACAUUGUCCAAAGUUGGCAUAUUGAUGGCUACUCUUUCUUUGUGGUCGGUAUGGAUGGAGGGCAGUGGAGUGAGUCUAGCAGAGGGCAGUACAAUCUGCGGGAUGCAAUAGCUCGUUGUACGAUUCAGGUAUACCCUUUGUCAUGGACUGCAAUUUACAUGUCCCUGGACAACGUAGGGAUGUGGAACAUGAGGUCGGAGUUUUGGGCUAGACAGUAUCUGGGACAGCAAUUCUACCUCCGCGUGUAUACGCCAUCGACGUCGCUUAGGGACGAGUACCCCAUUCCAAAGAAUGCUCUUCUGUGUGGCAGGGCAAGUGGUAGGCACACCAGGCCACUCUAAAUCAGUAGCAUUCCAAAUAUUUGAACCCCACACACACACAUACACAUACACACACAAGGUGGCUAAAAAGCAAGGUCUGUUUGCUUUCGUAGUGUUGUAAUAUCGAUGAUUAGAUUGCCCGGUCCUUCGAUUGACCCUAUCUCGUGGUCGGCUCACAUUCUUUCCCCGUAUAUCAUUUGAUUUCUUCCCCCAUUUGCUCUUUUUAUUUUUAUAUCAUAUUGUUACCUAUCAACUUUAUUAAAUAUCAAGAUUGUUUUUGGUUU